This is a messenger RNA of Acanthoscelides obtectus, 1117 nucleotides long. Lineage: Eukaryota; Metazoa; Arthropoda; Insecta; Coleoptera; Chrysomelidae. The record is from the annotation of a GenBank genome assembly.
GCACCGUUCCAUGAUUGAGCUGACAUAUGACGUUCGAACACGCGCUAGCUGUCAGGUGGUUGUCAAUUCAUAUGUAAAAAAAUCUAUUUACAAUUUACAAAAUUUAUCUAGGAAUUUGAACAGAGAACUUACAAGACCUGGCCAUGGUUCUAACGAAGGAAUACCGAAUAUGUAUGCCAAUAUCAGUCGAAGAGUACAAAAUAGGGCAACUUUACAUGAUUGCUAGACACAGUCUGGAGCAAUCAGGAGACGGAGAAGGAGUAGAAGUUGUAGAAAAUAAAGAAUGCUUUGACGAAAAACAUGGCAAAGGACAAUUCACAGAAAAACGAAUACACUUAUCAAGCCGUCUGCCAUACUGGGUUCAAGCAUUCACACCAAAGAUAUUUUAUGUGACAGAAAAAGCAUGGAAUUAUUUCCCUUAUACCACAACAGAAUAUACAUGCUCUUUCAUUCCAAGAUUCAAUUUAACAAUAGAAACCAAAUAUGAAAACAAUAAUGGGUGUACAGAAAAUUGUUUAGAAUUAACCCCUGACGAACUAGCAUCUCGAAUAGUUGAUCAUAUUGAUAUAGGAUAUGAUGAAGUCUCCCCCAAACAUUAUAAAGAGGAAGAGGAUCCUAGGUUCUUCCAGUCAAAGAAAACUGGGCGUGGACCACUUGUUGACGGCUGGAGGACAAGCUUCAAGCCCAUAAUGUGUUCCUACAAAUUAGUCCGAGCCUCUUUUGAGGUUUUUGGGCUGCAGACAAGAGUAGAAGAAUUUAUACAUUCAUGCAUUAGAGAAGUUCUGCUUCUAGGCCACAGGCAGGCGUUUGUCUGGAUAGACGAAUGGAUAGAUAUGACACUUGAAGAUGUCCGUGUAUACGAGUCAAGUUUGCAACUGCAGACUAAUUUCCUUCUCAAACAGCAGAAAGCCCAGGCGUCCGUAGAAAGUGAUCCUUCCACUCCGCUGUCUCAAGCCACCCCUAUCUCAACGCCUCCUACCAGCCCAAAGUCACCAGUGAAGAAAGGGUAUUUUGGGUGGUUCUAAGGCUGCAAGUGCCGUGUAAUUUGUCUUUCUGUUUUUGUAUGAGUGUUGAUUUUGUAUUUAUUUUUUGUUGCUAAUAUAAUGAUAACAAUAAA